AUGAGUUCGUCAGAUAUUGCCGGGCCGAUAACGAAUACUUGUGUAGUUUGUGGAGUUGAUAAAAAUCUUUCCCGUUGUGCUCGUUGUAGGAUAACUUAUUAUUGCUGUAGGGACCACCAGAAACAGGACUGGAAAAAACAUAAAGUGACAUGUAAAAAACAGGACUCUGCUGAUAGUGUUGAAAAAAAAUAUGGUCACAUUGUGAGCAGUCAAGAAUGUAGUACUUUAUUACCAAGUGAAGGCAGCUCGGAAAACGAAAUCCUGAGUUCUCUUGGAGAACAACUUGCCCCAAACAAUAACUAUGAAAUAUCGUCAACAGAGAAGUCUUUGAAAUCACUUGAUACCACCAUGCCUAUCAGUGGGAAAAAUAUUGUACAAUCAAAACAUAAAACUCUCAAAGACUUUCCUGAAAUAAGUCUCAAUUCUAGUUCUGCAUCUCUUCACCAUAACAUACAAGAUGACUAUUUAGAGGAAAUGAGCAGAAACGUUGUACAGGACUUGAGUGCAUAUGGACUAUGUGUAAUAGAUAACUUCUUAGGUGCUGAAAGAGGAAAAACUGUCCUAGCAGAAGUGUUGAAAAUGGAGUCUCAAGGUGUGUUUUGUGAUGGACAAUUAGUUUCCUCAAAAGGCAACAAAGAGGAUCUAAAGACUAUUAGAAGUGACCAAAUCUGUUGGGUACAUGGUAAAGAGACAAACUUUCCUAAUAUUGGUUAUCUGGUUAGUCAAGUUGAUGCUGUUAUCAUGAAAGCCAAUAAAUUGUCAACCAAUAGUCAGCUAGGGCAGUACAAUAUAAAUGGAAGAACCAAGGCAAUGGUUGCAUGUUACCCAGGAUCAGGGUCUCACUAUGUCAAACACGUUGACAAUCCAAAUAGGGACGGCAGAUGCAUAACAGGAAUAUACUACCUCAAUCUCAAUUGGGAUGUACAAAGGAGUGGGGGUUUACUGAGAAUAUUUCCUGAAGGCUGGAGAGAAGAUAAAGUAGCAGACAUUGAGCCCCUUUUUGACCGACUGCUAUUCUUCUGGUCGGACAGAAGAAACCCCCAUGAAGUUCAACCUGCCUUCAAUACCCGUUACGCCAUUACGUUAUGGUAUUUUGACGCGACUGAAAGGGAAGAAGCGUUGAGGCGAUAUGAGAGAGAAAGAAAUGGUCUACAACAACAAUCAAAAUGA
Messenger RNA from Phaedon cochleariae (mustard beetle), 1170 nucleotides. Lineage: Eukaryota; Metazoa; Arthropoda; Insecta; Coleoptera; Chrysomelidae. The record is from the annotation of a GenBank genome assembly.